GACGUGCUCGCAAGGCGGCGGGGCUUCGCGCACGCGGUUCCCAGCGCGGAGAGCCCGGGAGCGGACGGAGCGGGAGCCCAGGCUGCGCCCCCGCCGCGCCCCGACAGCCAGCGAUGCCCCGCAGCCUGCACGCCGCCGCCGUCCUCCUGCUCCUGUGCUUAAACGAACAGCCAGCCGCCUCGGCCCCGCUCCACGGAUCCAAGUGGAGCUAUUUUGGUCCAGAUGGGGAGAAGAGCUGGUCCAAGAAGUACCCAUCAUGUGGGGGCGUGCUGCAGUCCCCAAUAGACCUGCACAGUGACAUCCUCCAGUACGACGCCAGCCUUGUGCCCCUUGGGUUCCAAGGCUACAAUGUUUCUGCCAAUGAGCAGUUUCUCCUGACCAACGAUGGCCAUUCAGUGAGGCUGAACCUGCCCUCGGACAUGCACAUCCAGGGCCUCCGGUCCCGCUACAGUGCCGCCCAGCUGCACCUGCACUGGGGGAACCAGAAUGACCCUCACGGCUCCGAGCACACUGUCGGUGGGAAGCACUUUGCUGCUGAGCUGCAUAUUGUCCAUUAUAACUCGGACCUGUAUGCCAACGCCAGCACCGCCAGUAACAAGUCAGAGGGCCUCGCCGUCCUAGCUGUUCUCAUAGAGAUGGGUUCCUUCAAUCCAUCUUAUGACAAGAUCUUCAGGCACCUUCAAGAUGUCAAAUACAAAGGCCAAGAAGUGCUCAUUCCGGGUUUCAGCAUUGAAGAGCUGCUUCCUGAGAGGCCCGACGAAUACUACCGCUACAAAGGCUCCCUGACCACACCUCCUUGCCACCCCACAGUGCUCUGGACGGUCUUCCGGAACCCUGUGCAAAUUUCCCAGGAGCAGCUGCUAGCUUUGGAGACUGCUCUGUACUGCACACAUGUGGAUGACCCAUCCCCCAGAGAGAUGGUCAACAAUUUCCGGCGGGUCCAGAACUUUGAUGAGAGACUGGUGUAUAUCUCUUUCCGACAAGUUUCCUGGUCUGAAAACGUCAUCUGUGAACAAUAGUCCUUCUUAAACACAGAGAACAUAUAUGAUGAUGACUGUCAACUUCUUUUCUAGGAAAACGCCUCAAAUGUACAGAUCAUCCCUUUGUGAUCUAGUUUGGAUAUAAAUUUCUCUUUUCCCAUUCCUCUAAAUGGAGUAGUAGUCAAGGGUAAAUGGAAAAUACUUCAACUCUUCAAUAAAAUACAAAACAAAAAAACUACCUGGAGAUAAGGGACUUGGCCCACAUAGAUAAGGUAGAUCUUAUUUGUGAUUCAAGAUAAUGAUCAGAUCUCUUCUCUGGAUUGGUCUAUAUAAGUCACAGGGGAUACGGUCAUAAAGACUCCCCCUGCAGUCAGAAGACCUAGGUUCAAGGCCUCAAUUUGUUUCCUCCCUGCUGUAUGAUGUAAGCAAAUCAUGUCCUUUCUUUGGCCUUGGUUUCCUUAGCCAUAAAAUGAUAGGUUGGACAAGGUGAGCUAAUGUCCUUUCAACGUUAACAUGCUAUAGGAUUCGAAGUGGAUACUAACAACUGCCCAUCCUGACUUUACGUUGCAGGGACAGUGUUUGAGGGCAGUUACAAAGGAUCAGAAGAAACCACACAGGAACUUGAGUCUGACAUCCCAAAGUAACCUCCACUUGUAACAAUGGACUAUGGCACUGGGAAUAAUUAGCCAUCUUCUUAGACCAGCUCAGGUCUAAGUUGGCCCUCACAGAGUGGGCAGUGCAGUCAGGCUUGUAGCAGAGCGCUUCAGUAGACUCUCCCAGUCUGGCUGGGGAGCUUGAGGGGCCUCUUAGCAGAAGCCUGGAGACAAACUCCAAGCUCAGGGCAUCAAGAUCAAAGCCCAAAUGCAUCUUUGCCACUGCCGUUCCUGCACGGCUCACCCAGAACUGUUGCUUCCAAGAGCCCAGGCUGUGCCCAGCUCUCCCCUUGGAGUGAGAAACCCUGGCAGUCCAAGGCAAACCUGUUCAUUUGGAGGCUGAUUAUAGAAACUUGGCUAGAAUUGUCCCCUCCCACUUCUCGAAGACACAGGCAGCUACUGGGGCUGUUUCCCAAGGAACAAUGGGGAGGGCGGCCACAAAGGAGAGAAGCCCCAAACCUCACCCCCCCGGGGGCACCUGCAUUUAUGAAGGGCUCUCACACCAACUUGGAGGGGCCUCAGACCAUAACAUGCCAUUUCAGGUUUAUGGAGUGAGCGUGUGUCAGUGUGAACCUUUAGCAAUUGUGCUGAAUUAUCUGUAAACUUCCAUUAAGGCAAACUUGUAAUUAGGGCCUGAUUUAUUCAGAGCUUUCUCUGGAAGUUAACAGGAACUAUGGAGUUGGAACAUUGAGCCAGGAGAAAAGUGAUGUUAAGGAAAUCCUCUAGGAGAGAAAGUGCAAGGACUUUGAGAGUAGGCUCUGCGGUUUAGCCAAAUUGGAACAACUGGGACUAAAUCAUUUAACUUUACCAUGCUUCCUCAACUGUGCUUAGAAAGGAAUAAAGAACUUAAUUUCUGUCCUUAAGAGGUAGUAAUCUGUCCUUAAGGGGUAGUCUAUGAUUUAGCCCUAGGGCAGGGUUUCUUAACCUUGGUGCUAUUGACAUUUUGGUCUGGAUAAUUCUCACUGGGGGGCUGUCCUGUGCAUUGCAUUGCCCUCUCCCCACUAGAUGCCUAUAGCAUCCCCCCACUUUUGAAUGCCAAAAAUGUCUCCAGACAUUGCCAAAUGUCUCCAGGGCAUGAGGGGCAAAAUUGAGAACCACUACCUAGGAAUUACACGAUGAAUUUCCUAGGCCCAUGCUGAUUUUUUUUUUUCACUUAUAUGACAGGAUUCUGGAGUUUUCUAUCAUAUGCCCUGGUCUUUCCUGUAUUACAGCAUGACAUUUUCAAAUUGGUGAUGGCUACCCUUGAAACCGAAAGGUUGUUGGGUUACUAAGGUAGAACAACCAAACUCAAGAGAAACCCUGUUCCCUACCUUCCUUUAGAAUUUGAAUAUACCUGCCUUUUGUAUAAUUGGCUAUGUCCAAGGCCAAGAGAAGUAGACAGGUGAGAACUAUCCACCCUUAAGAGAAGCAUACAAACCCCUUUAUCAGGGCUCCAGAUGCCUCGGAGGCAGCAAUUUGCUUCGGAAACUCAUUAUCAUUUUCCCCCCUCGCUUUUAUACCAUUUUUUCUCUCAUGUGUGUUGUGUUUCUUGUUGCCUUUAGUUAAAAUGACCACUCUUUAUGGAGAGGUGAAAGUCAUGUCAGGCACUUUUUUUUUUUAAGCUCUUGUGAAAGUGCCUCUUCCAAGGGGUACAAAUGGAGGACUUGAGCUGAAGAGGGGAGACAAGAGUCAUUGCCCUCAAGGUGGGACCCCAGAGAGGGGGGAGACAUCCUGUGGCCAGACCAGAUCUCACAGGAGUCAGAUGCCCUCUGUGAAGAAGGAGAAAGAUGGCACGGGCAGAUUUACAGCCCAGGAGCCUGAUUCUUAGUUCCUUCACGUUGACCUCUUCCAAGCUAAAGAUAGCAACACUGGGUCCUGACGGUGGUGGGUAAUAAAGCAAGAGCCUAUAGAACCCAAAUGCUAAUGUUAUCUAGUCCUGUUUUUAAUAUACCAGGGCCAGGGACACUCGAGGGACAAGGGGAAGCCAAAGAGUUUCUAUAAUCAUGCGUUAGUGGGCUUUCGCUGAGCAACUGCAUGUUCCCCACUGCAGAGCCCAGAGCCAGCUGAGGCACUCUUAGACAAGAGCGCUGGACAGUAGUGGGGCAGGGCUUUGACCCGUGCUAAAUCUGUGGAGUCGCACGAUUAGAAUCCGCUUGACCCUUAGAGACCUGGGGAGUUUUAUAAAACCUUUAAAAAGAGGAAAAACUCUUACAAAGCUAAGAUGGCUAAUUAUCUACUUUUUGACACUAGACUGUAUGCUUUGUGGUUAUUGACCUCUUGUUUCUAAAAGUUCCUAUUUUUAAAUAAAAACUAUUAGAUGGAAAGUAUCAAGUCUACUGAGACAUCCAAAUGAAAGACAGAGG
Herpailurus yagouaroundi (jaguarundi) is the source of this 3975-nucleotide messenger RNA. RefSeq names its product carbonic anhydrase 12 (gene CA12). Gene Ontology annotation, cellular component: plasma membrane. The transcript has 9 exons. The coding region runs from base 114 to 1019 and encodes 301 amino acids. Gene Ontology annotation, molecular function: zinc ion binding; carbonate dehydratase activity. The record is from RefSeq and is a predicted model, not a curated record. NCBI's taxonomy places the organism in Eukaryota, Metazoa, Chordata, Mammalia, Carnivora, Felidae.